GUUCACUUCCAGAUGCCCAUCGAUGCAAGUAGAUCUUGGCGUGCACAUGAUGAAACAAUCCUCGCUAAGGAAGGCCUGAUCAAGAUACGUCUCUGCCUUGCCCUUGAGAAUCCAGACCGACUGCCCGCUCUUGAUACAUUAUCUUCCCAGACUCUCUCAGAAAGUGGCUGCCGUGAGCAGUUCGACUGCCCCAAAUGGCAGCCGCACCGCCCAUUUCACUAAGCCACGCAGCUUUCGCGGAUUUCCUUGCUUCUGAUCCUGAGCUGUCAGUAUUUAGAAGUUUCCAAGCUCUAAGCGCUCGGAACCUCCUUCACCUGCAGUCGAAAAUGCUGGACAUCGAAGCCGAGCUACAAAAGUCUGACGAUGAUGACGCCACAAACGUCGAUGAUGCUAGCCGUCUCGCUACCAAGUGCUGGGAAGUGUUUGCAUUAAGAGCUCAAGAAAAGGAUUCAAAAGAGGCCAAGAAGAUGGCUCUUGUGAAUCGACUGCAACAAACCAUCAAAGAAUACCAUGAAGCUUUGCUUCUGCGAAGCCAAGUAAUGAAGUUCACAACCCCCAACGACCGAGUCUUCCGCGUCUUCCAAGGCUGGUUCGACUCCGAACAACCCUUCCUCGGACACAGCCACAAUCUACCAAACAAGCGAGACGACUUCAUCGCCCUCGCCCCAUCAUCAGGCGCAGACUUCCUCACCCGAAACCUCGAAGAUCUCGCAGGGAGAUACCUAGCAGGAAAACGACACAAGGAAACAACAGAAGUAAAAUACUACUCCGCCCACCUCGUAACCCGCCUCGUCACGAUCAUCACCGUCCUCGCCGCCUCCCUCGUCAUCCAAGCCGCCAUCGUCACCCUCUACCUCGUCCGCAACGAGGUCCUGCGCCUCUGCAUGAUCGCCGUCUUCACCAGCGUCUUCGCGGCCAGCUUAGCCGUCAUGACGGACGGGCGGAGGACGGAUAUCAUUCUGGCGACGGCGGCCUGCGCGGCGGUGCUGGUGGCUUUUGUCGCGCAGGAUUGAGAUUUAUAGCAGCUUUCGGAUUCGGGUUUCCUGGUUUGGUGUCGAUUGUACAAGUCGCAAGCUGGGAGGUUCAGGCCUGAAUCUGAUGGCCGGAUGUCAGCUUCUUGGGAAGGGAUACCUAUUUGCAUGACUACUGAGGUUCUUGGGAAGUUAGACCUCUUCUCCGGCGUAGAGACGACUGACGCCGAUCUCGUAUGAGGUGUGACGUUGUGGGUCCGGCCGGGAAACAGAGAACGGGCUCCGGCCGCCGGCCCCACCAAGCGUGAGGGGUCACACUCAACGAUGAGAGCACUCCGAGACGAAUAAGUCGAUCUCGGCGUUAUACGUCAUCUUGGUGACAGUGAUGGCGGUG
Molecule: messenger RNA, 1365 nt
Organism: Colletotrichum scovillei
Lineage: Eukaryota; Fungi; Ascomycota; Sordariomycetes; Glomerellales; Glomerellaceae
Exons: 3
Coding region: 195-1013 (272 amino acids)
Source: RefSeq, a predicted model, not a curated record